UAGUAAAAUCGCGGCUCAUUAUCUGAAUCACCUUUAGCUCGGAGCCGCGGAUAUCGAUCACCCGGCGAAGCGGUGACAGGUGAUUGGUCAGAGGGGGCGAGGAUGAAGUUGAUGUCUUCGGAAUAUGGCAGCUUGUAAUGUCCACCCGUCAAUCACCGCCCUGGGAUGGAAAAAGCCCCAAGGAGGAGCCAUCGGGGCGUCCUCCUCGCCGUCUCCGGGGCUGACACGAGGUCCCAUCACUACAGAUUAAUCCCCGGGACGGGAGAAGGGAGGAGAUCUGCCCUCCGAUGGUUUAAAACCCGGCGCCGAGCGGGGUAGGUGGGCACAGGCAUCCUCCGCUCCAGCUGCCCCAGGACAAAGCAGGAUGAAGGACUUCAGCUCUCAUACGACGUGCGUCCUGAUCCUGCUGCUGGCGGCGUCCAUGCUCGGCCCCUCGGGGGGGAUCUCCCAGAACCAUUUCCAGAGGAGAAACUGGACCCCGCAGGCCAUGCUGUAUCUGAAGGGGGCCCAGGGACGCAGAUUUAUUUCCGAUGAAAGCCAAAGAAAAGACCUUUACGACCGGCUGCAGCUGGAGACGCGCAGGAACACGAGUCCGAUCACCAUCUCGGAGGCCGCGGCGAUGUUCCUGAGCUCCCUCCAGAAAGCCCGAGAAGAGGGCGAGGACGAGUCCGCCGAGCAGCCGGGGUAUCUGCCGGACGGGUUCUUCGGCUGGUGAAUUCCUCGUCUCCGCGUUCUCGGCUGCUCGCGAAUCCCGUUCCGUGUGAAAAUGUUCCAUGUGAAACUCUCCGCGCUCCGCGGACGGCACCCCGCUAACGCCUCGCAGACUUCCAAAACACGCCAGUAAAGCGGCCACGGGCGGCCUCGUCAUUACGCGCUCAUCACUGCGACUCGCUUCACUUCUGCUUAACUCGCCGAAAAUUCAAACGAUGCGAUAUUUAUUUUUCUUCAUGAAACCGAUCAAUAAAGUCAAUCCGAGGUAUUUUGGAUACAU
This is a messenger RNA of Spea bombifrons (plains spadefoot toad), 991 nucleotides long. It is a transcript of the gene SPX, whose product is annotated as spexin hormone. Gene Ontology annotation, biological process: positive regulation of gastro-intestinal system smooth muscle contraction. Bases 365 to 715 code for a protein of 116 amino acids. The transcript has 6 exons. Lineage: Eukaryota; Metazoa; Chordata; Amphibia; Anura; Pelobatidae. Gene Ontology annotation, molecular function: neuropeptide hormone activity. The record is from RefSeq and is a predicted model, not a curated record. Gene Ontology annotation, cellular component: cytoplasm.